This is a messenger RNA of Aureobasidium uvarum, 1401 nucleotides long. The record is from the annotation of a GenBank genome assembly. NCBI's taxonomy places the organism in Eukaryota, Fungi, Ascomycota, Dothideomycetes, Dothideales, Saccotheciaceae.
AUGGCAUUGCCUCCGAAGUGGUAUCAGUUCCUCGUUUCAGUCUUUGCCUCGUUGGGCUCUGUACUCUACGGUUAUGAUCUCGGUGUUAUUGCUGGAGCCAUCGGCUCCAAGUCCUUCAACAACGAAUUCAAUCCUAAUUCAAACGAGACUGGUGCUGUCGUCAGUGUGUUUACUGGUGGUGCUUUCUUUGGUGCUUUCUUCGCCGGACCAUGCGGUGACAAGCUCGGUAGAAAGAUGACUAUCCUGAUCGGUUCGAUUGUCUUCGUAGUUGGUGGAGCCCUCCAAACUGCUGCUCAGAAUCUGCACUACCUCUAUGCUGGCCGUGCCAUCGCUGGUNNCUUGGCCUAUGGUUGCUACACCUCAUAUGGAGACCACGACAGCAGACAAUGGAGAAUCCCUCUGGGUAUUCAAAUGCUUCCUGCCGUGCUUCUCGGUGCUCUGAUCUUGUUCUUCCCCGAGUCUCCCAGAACUGAGAAGGGUCUUCAAACUCUCGCCAGACUACACUCUCACGGCAACACCCAAGACGCCUGGGUUGUCGCCGAAUUCGAAUCCAUUCAAGAUGCCGUCACUUACGAGAAAGAGCACGAAGCAAAGUCCUACAUGGAACUUUUCACAAACAAGUCAAGCUUCCGUCGCUUGUUUAUCGCUGUUGCUCUCCAGGCUUCCGUUCAGAUGACUGGUGUAUCGGUUAUCCAGUAUUACUCUGUUGAGAUCUUUGCUCAGAUUGGUAUCUCUGGAGACGACACUCUGAAGUACCAGGCCAUCUCUUCUCUUAUUGCUCUUCUGGCACAGUUCUGCUGUUUGAUGCUUAUCGACAAGUUCGGUCGUAGAUGGCCUCUCAUCCUCGGUAACAUUGGCAACNNGCUCUUUUGCUUCAUCGUGGCAACUGUUCUGCUCGCAAAGUUCCCUCCAGAUGCCAAUGAUCCUUCAAAGUCGAACAAGGGUGCUGGUUGGGGCUUCAUCGUCGUCGGCUGCUGGCUAUACAACUUCUCCUUCUCGGCCACAUGUGGUCCCUUGAGUUGGAUCAUCCCUGCCGAGAUCUUCGACACCAGAACCCGUUCCAAGGGUGUCUCGAUCGCCACCAUGGUUUCAUUCGCUUUCAACACCAUGAUCGGCCAGACCACAUCUGUUGCUAUUGACGCCAUUGGUUGGAGGUGGUACAUUGUCUUUAUCGUCUGCAACUUCACCAAUGCCCUCUUCUUCUGGGCCAUUCUGCCUGAGACUGCCGGUCGUCCACUGGAAGAGAUGAACUAUCUCUUUACCCAAGCGCCUCUGUUUGUGCCUGGAACUGCCGCUGCUGGUCGCAAGGGCUUUGCCACCGGCGAGCUCGAGAGACGUGUCGAGGAGGUCGAGAGAAAGGGGUCGAUUACCAUUCAUCAGGAGGAGAGGACUACCGUUUAA